Onychostoma macrolepis is the source of this 961-nucleotide messenger RNA. It is a transcript of the gene exosc8, whose product is annotated as exosome component 8. Gene Ontology annotation, biological process: U5 snRNA 3'-end processing; nuclear mRNA surveillance; exonucleolytic trimming to generate mature 3'-end of 5.8S rRNA from tricistronic rRNA transcript (SSU-rRNA, 5.8S rRNA, LSU-rRNA). Gene Ontology annotation, cellular component: cytoplasmic exosome (RNase complex); nuclear exosome (RNase complex). Lineage: Eukaryota; Metazoa; Chordata; Actinopteri; Cypriniformes; Cyprinidae. The coding region runs from base 9 to 941 and encodes 310 amino acids. The transcript is spliced from 11 exons. The record is from RefSeq and is a predicted model, not a curated record.
AGCGCCGGAUGAGGAACAACACUAGCGCCUCACACCGGAGCGGAGGACGCGCGCGACGCAGCUUUUACGUCACUGCGGCCAGUCUUCACGUGGUGCUUCUAAACAUCAUGGCGGCUGGUUUCAAAACCGCAGAGCCUCUAGAAUAUCACAGGAGCUUUUUGAAAGAAAACUGUCGUCCAGAUGGAAGGGAAUUGGGAGAGUUCAGACCCACAACCUUAAAUAUUAGCUCUUUAUCUACAGCUGAUGGAUCAGCAUUGGUGAAAAUUGGAAACACAACAGUGAUAUGUGGGGUCAAAGCUGAGUUGACUAUGCCACCAUCUGAUGCUCCAAAUAAAGGAUAUAUAGUCCCGAAUGUAGAUCUGCCUCCACUGUGCUCAUCUAAAUUCAGACCCGGUCCACCAGGAGAACAGGCUCAGGCGGCCAGCCAGUUUAUCGCAGAUGUCAUUGAAAGUUCAGAUUUAAUAAAUAUGGAAGAAUUGUGUAUUGAAAAAUCUAAGCUUUGUUGGGUGCUGUACUGUGAUAUUAUGUGUUUGGAUUACGACGGGAACUUACUUGACGCCUGCAUCAUAGUUCUGCUGGCAGCUUUAAAGAACGCACAACUCCCUGAAGUCACAAUAAACAAAGAUACAGAUUUAGCAGAAGUUGACAUCCAGAAGAAGAGGCCCUUGAAGAUCAACCGGCAUCCAGUUGGCUCAUCGUUUGCAGUAUUUGAUGACUCUAUUAUCAUAGUCGACCCCACAGCAGAAGAAGAAAGCUUGUCAACAGCAUUACUGACUGUGGUAACGGACGAGGAGGAUCGACUCUGUGCCGUCCACAAACCAGGUGGGACGUCGUUAUCCAGUGAGAAACUGCAACACUGCAUAAAUCGAGCCAUAACGAGAAACAAAGAAAUCAGCAAACUGGUGGGCAAAGUCAUUGAGAGCACGAAGACGGCGAAAUAAACACACACAGUCAUGACAUU